AGUGCAAGCUUUUCCAGAGGGAUUGGGAAACCUCACUUCUCUUAAGCAAUUAGCGCUUUCAAAUUUCAACGGAGUGGAAGCUUUUCCAUAGAGGUUGGGAAACCUUAUUUCUCUUCAACUACUUCACGUUUCUUAUUGCAGAAAUCUAAAGCCUCUGUUUCCACUCCAAGCCCUAAAAUCCCUUUCUGUGUUAGAGAUGGGUCCUUUCUGCUCAGAGUUGGAGGAGUUCCCAGGACUUGAUUGUAUCCAUCACCUUCAUGCUUCCUUGAAACAUUUAGGAUUGGCAAGAUGGAAAAAAGUAAAGUUUUUGCCACAUUAGCUUUAGCAUCUCACUGGCCUUGAGUCAUUGACUCUAGAAGAAUUCAACGGAGUGGAAGUUUUACCAAACUGGUUAGGAAACCUCACUUCUCUUGGAGAGCUGGUGAUUAGAACUUGUCAUAAUUUGAGGAGUAUGCCAUUUGUUGAAGCCAUGCAACGCCUCUCCAAUUUAAUAUUUCUUUAUAUAUUUGAAUGUCCCAAAUUAAAAGAAAGAUGCUCCAAAGAUGGAGGAACCUAAUGGUUCAAAAUUUCUCACAUUCCCCAAAUCAUAAUACGUGGGCAAUAGGGAUGACCACGAGGUUUGGAAAAGUAGGUUGAUCAAUUGAAGACUUCAACAAGCCUUCUCCAAAUAAUCAUCUAAUGGAUGUUCUCUAGAAAGCUUUCUCAUAUAAAGACGCAAUGAGGAGAAAAAAACAGGGGAUUGCACGGGCACACAUUCUGUCAUUUUUAAGGUUGUUUUUUUACCCAAAAUCCUGCUUUUAGAUCUUAGA
Molecule: messenger RNA, 809 nt
Organism: Rubroshorea leprosula
Lineage: Eukaryota; Viridiplantae; Streptophyta; Magnoliopsida; Malvales; Dipterocarpaceae
Source: the annotation of a GenBank genome assembly